Messenger RNA from Tripterygium wilfordii, 1917 nucleotides. RefSeq names its product ran guanine nucleotide release factor-like. Gene Ontology annotation, biological process: protein import into nucleus. Lineage: Eukaryota; Viridiplantae; Streptophyta; Magnoliopsida; Celastrales; Celastraceae. The record is from RefSeq and is a predicted model, not a curated record. Gene Ontology annotation, molecular function: small GTPase binding; guanyl-nucleotide exchange factor activity. Gene Ontology annotation, cellular component: nucleus. The transcript has 7 exons. Bases 918 to 1598 code for a protein of 226 amino acids.
AUGCACAUGCAUCGUGGCUCUGGUUAUGACACUAGCAAUCUACAAAAAUCAAGGAAAGAGUUGUAGUGCGAAAACUUGACGCCAUUGCGAUGCCAGCCAAGGGAUUUUAGACGAAUGGUAACGUGACUGAGUAAUUUAGAGAGACAUAAUUCUAGAGCGAGUGAGAGCAAUUAAUACCUCCGAACUCGAGAUCCCUUCAAGUGGGGAACCUCGGUAUUUUAAAGGCCAUGGUGAACAUCACUUGGACACGGUCAUCACCUUGGUAUUUUAAGAAUUGGGCUAGCUUGUUGAUAUGCUAAGGCCAUAAACCUGUUGAGUUGGCUACUUCCGAGGUCGUGGGCCUGUUGGCCUCUCGAAGGGGCCACGGCUCAUAGAGUGGCUGCCUAGGCUGUGGGCAUGUGUUGAUGGCGGUUGCUUAGAGCCUUAGACCAUGGGUCUAUUGGGCUCUUGCAGGUCGUGGGCCUGUAAUAUCGACUACCCAAGCCAUGGGCCUAUUGGGGUUUUCUUAGCCGUGGGUCUAUGAAGUCUUCUAGGCCGUGGACAUGUUAUGCUGACUUGCUGAGGAUGACAUUGAUACUGAUUUAAAGCCCGUACAACCACUGGGCCAACACUAUAAGCGUACAAAUUUUUAAAGCACAAAGAGGAAGAACAAACCAAGGGGCUUAAGCCCAAAGUCAUGCCCAGCAGGUUCAAGCCCACUUUAAACAAACUUGCAACUCUAUCGGACCCGAGUCCGCAGCAGCCCAUUUUGCCAAAGUCGGCCCAUUAUUUUUUUUUAUGGAUAGCGUACCAUGGACUCUCUCUUCUGCGUAUAUAUAACGCGCGUUCUUCCGAUUUCUAGCGGUUAUAUAUUUUGCUCUUCUUCUUCCUUCAAACCAAAUUGAAGUCGGUUUCUCUUCUCUGUUGAGGUAUUGUAUAUGACAACCGUUCUUCCUGAUUUUACUGCUCCUGCCGCCGCAAGAAUGAUACAAGAUUUUUGCACGGAACGCCAUCUGUUUGGAGGCGCGAUUACAAGUACAUUGCCGAUAAGGUUUCAGGAUCUGAGCAACGUUCGUCAAGUUCCUGAUCAUCAGGAGGUGUUUGUGGACCCCGCUCGAGAUGAAAGCUUGAUAAUCGAGCUACUGGAUUUCAAACAUGAAGUUGGAGAUGUUGGAAGUGCAGCCUGGUUUCUCCAGGACCUUGCAAAUGAACAGGAGGCCGAAGGUUUCACGAUGAUAGAGCAUUCAGGAGUGGUUGAGGUCCCUGGAUUGUGUUACAGGAAUAUGCCCGCGGUUGUUACCACCGCAGUUGGCCAAAUGGCGAUUUCUAAGGGACGACAGCGAAUGAAUGCCCAGAAUAUUGUCAGGUUGUAUCUGGCAAAUCUGCGACUUAAGGAAGUUGCGACGGAUGUGCUAAUAACUGCUUAUGAACCUAUCUUAAUAAACCCUUUAAGUGAAAGUGCUAGUUCAGUUGGUCCUGGUUUAGCUGUUCCUGCAGCACAGUCUGGAUUCUUAUCAAUGGCUGAGGUAUUCAAACUUGCCGUUUCUACCUUCAAAGUCAACAACUGGAGCCUUUUUCAUCCUGCUGCGCUUAAGAAAUGCUUUUCGGGCCAACUCUAGCAUGAAAAACAAGGUUCAUUGCCUCAAUAGACUGUUUUGUAUUAUUAUGAGCAGGUGUGAGGACCUUUUUGUUUUUUCCCCACGGUGACAAUUGUCCGAAUUCCAGUACUUUCUGGUGCUGUAGACGUAAUUCACUUGGAUAGGUUAUGAGUAUGAUCCUUAUCCUGCAACAAAAGGAAAGGACACUGCCCAUAAGUUUUUCUAGAGAUCACAUAAAUCAUGCUUGUAUUGCGCGCUGCGCCAUUUGCUCAGUGGUUUUCUGCGAGACUGAAUUGCAGAAUUGUCGACUUUCCAUAAGUGCAUAAAUAUGAUUGUUUUA